Daktulosphaira vitifoliae (grape phylloxera) is the source of this 2131-nucleotide messenger RNA. RefSeq names its product protein arginine N-methyltransferase 5-like. NCBI's taxonomy places the organism in Eukaryota, Metazoa, Arthropoda, Insecta, Hemiptera, Phylloxeridae. The record is from RefSeq and is a predicted model, not a curated record. Gene Ontology annotation, biological process: regulation of DNA-templated transcription; peptidyl-arginine N-methylation. The transcript is spliced from 2 exons. Gene Ontology annotation, cellular component: cytosol; nucleus. The coding region runs from base 259 to 2076 and encodes 605 amino acids.
ACUAUAGAUUUAAACUUUUUAAGUUUAAUUUCAUCAAUAAAUUGUAUUUGAUUUUUAUCAGGUCAAUUAUAGACAUCUUUUAAAUCUUUGUUACUAGUUGUUUGAUACAGCUACACAUAUUGUCGGUUUAAAAUUUAUAUACUGUUUUGACGUUAAACUACAUUUUUAAAAUAAAAUUUUAUAGUUGUUUUUGUUUUAUAUAAUUGUACUCGCAGGUUUAUAUUUGGUAAUCAUUUUCCUCUGUAAAAUAUUUGUAAUAUGUCAAUCAAAGAUGUACGCUUUGGAUUUGAUUUCCUUACUGAUACCAAUAUUAAGUGUUGCAUGGAUUGCCUUGAUGAUUGGGAGCUUACAUUUGCUUGUUUGCCAAUUUCAAGUCUUAGUUUGAAAACGGGUGAUUACAAACCAUCAGAUACUAUUCUAAAUUCGGAGUUUUCCCAAAAAUGGUGUCAUUGUGUGGUUGCAAAAGUUUCACAGCCAGUAGAUAUAAGUAAUGAAAACAAGCUAACAUCUGAAAUUAAAAAAGCUUUUGUUCAAGAUAUAUCGUGGGCAGCAUUUCUUAAUGUUUUUAGUAUCAUGUUUGAAUUACCACUAGAUAUUGACUUGGUACAUGUUGUUAGAUUACUAGAUAAUCAAAUAGAUGCAUAUUUAGAUUCAGCUAUGUCUUUACAGUUUUGGAUAAAAGUUCCUGUAGUUAGCCCUCUUAUACAGGAUACAUGGCAUAAAUGGACAAAAUUUAUGAGUCUUACUAGGAACACUGACCGUAUAAAAUUAGCAUUAGAAAUUGGACUAGAACUACCAGACUCAAAUACCCUUUUUCGUUGGUUAGGAGAACCUGUAACUGCCCUUAUUGUUAAUGCCCAAUCAUUUCUGACUAAUAAAAAAGGAUUUCCUGUAUUAUCUAGACAACAUCAAGAUUUUGUUAAAAAAAUGUUCAAUAUUGGUACUCAGAUAGUUGUUUCUGGACCUUCGAGUGUUAGACAACACUUUAACUACUUAGCUCAUCUUUAUGAAAACACUGCUCCAAUUACACCCUAUGGAUCAUUAGAUUACAUAAGUGGUUAUGAAGAUUUCCUCCAGACUCCAUUACAACCUCUGGAAAACAACUUGCAGUCUACAGUAUACGAAACUUUUGAACAGGAUCCUGUUAAAUACCGUGAAUACAGCCGUGCUAUUGGUAUGGCCUUAGCAGAUAAGGUCACUAAUCAGGUGAUAGGAAAAGAAAGUAACUCUAUAAGAAAAGUGGUAGUGUAUGUGUUAGGAGCUGGUCGUGGUCCACUAGUAGAUGCCACAUUAGAAGCCUCUGAUAACAAAGGUAUUAGUGUACGGGUUAUUGCAUUAGAGAAAAAUGAAAAUGCUUUGCCCACAUUGUAUACAAAACUAACUACAGAUAGGUGGCGAGACCGCGUGACGGUAGAAUGUGCUGACAUGAGAUAUUGGGAUCCACCAGAAAAAUGUGAUAUAAUGGUGUCAGAGCUUUUGGGCUCAUUUGGUGAUAAUGAAUUAUCACCUGAAUGCUUAGAUGGUGCACAAAGAUACCUAAAAGAUGAUGGUAUAAGUAUACCUUGUAGCUACACGUCAUAUAUUAGUCCAGUACAGUCACGUAAAUUACAUACUGAAAUUAUGUCAAUCAAACAUAAGGAAUCUGGUUGCAACUUUCAAAGACCAUAUGUGGUACAACUCAACAAUGUAUACCCAAUAGCUACAGCUAAACCAUUAUUUACAUUUAAUCACCCUAGAAAGUCUAAAAAUGGUAACAACAAUCGAGAUGGAUCUGUUAUGUUCGAUGUACAUCAAGAUUGUAUAUUACAUGGACUCGCCGGAUACUUUGAAACAGUACUAUACAAAGAAGUACGGCUGAGUAUUGUACCAGAGACAUUCAGUAAUGGUAUGUUCAGCUGGUUUCCUGCAUAUUUCCCUCUAGUCAAUCCUGUAAUCCUAAGCAAAGACGAACAACUGCAAGUAAACUUUUGGAGGUUUAGUGACAAACACAAAGUGUGGUAUGAAUGGUGCAUUUCUAAACCUUGUCAAACAGUCAUACACAAUGUAAACGGAACAACUUAUUCUAUGAUAUUGUAAUAUUUUAGCAUAAAUAACAAAAUAAUAAAAAAAUAAAAGAAUUGUUAUUAAAUUA